AUGAAGCUCGUCCUCCUUACAACAAUCUUUGCUGCUGGGUGUUUGGCAGGACCCCUCGCUCAAAAGACAGACUCAGGCGAUGGCGUUUCACCCCAAAAUACGAUCAGCUACAUCGACAUCGCUCCCGCGGAGUUUGAGCCGGCAAACGUAAACUUGACAACUUUAGCAUCGCGGGAUACGCUCCCAGCCCAAGGUUGCCCAGCAGGGCAGACUUAUGAUCGCUCGGUAUGCUUCAAAUCCAACAUCAUUCGUAGCUUUUGCGUCGCCAAUCCUCGGAGCAACCGUGAGAAGAUUACGGACACACCCUGCGGUUACCACGAAGUUUGUGUACAGCGCACUCUUAGCACUGGAAAAAGCUAUGCUAAAUGCAUCCCAAUCGUUGAUCUUGUCUCAUGGAAGACAAGUCCGGCUGGGAACCAAGAAGGCUGUACUACUGCCACAGUCAAAUCUGGCGGAGUCCACCAUCUUGGCACAAUCGUCUACGAUAGAAAUUCGAAUCCAAUCCAAGUUGACAAGAUCAGCUAUCUUGGAGAACCCGGUAAUAUUGAUGAAGGAAUUGGCGGAGCAGUGUCGGCCUUCAGUAGCAAUCUCUUUAGCUUUGCCGGGGGUCGUUAUAUCAAAGCCUGCAUCUUUAGCGGUGGCUUUGGGAAUUUGAACGCCUAUACCUGGUCUUGGAGCUAA
Colletotrichum truncatum is the source of this 681-nucleotide messenger RNA. RefSeq lists its product as uncharacterized. Lineage: Eukaryota; Fungi; Ascomycota; Sordariomycetes; Glomerellales; Glomerellaceae. The record is from RefSeq and is a predicted model, not a curated record.